UCACACACUGGUACUGAAUGUGCAUCAAAGUGUUCCUACCGAGCCUAAUAUACCAAAAUAUGUAUGUAAACGACAGAAGAAGCGAUCGAAAUGUGUAUUUCAGUCGAAGGCCACGCCUCCACAUCUGUAAACCAGUUGAUCGGGGAACCAGUUAAUCCGGAACACCGGCCGGAGAGCAGCGGAGCAGCGAGAGGACUCACCCCGCCCCACCGCUGCUUCGCUUCUCAACAACAAUAUCCCUGAGGCCUUGCGGAUUUUGGCUAUUGCUAAAUAAAAAUUGUUGUUUCUCUAAGUAUCAUAAACGAAAUUAAACAAAACAUAUGUCAUGCUUCAUACGUAUUUAUAUAAUUGUUUAAACCAAUAACUUUAGAGAGAAGACUAACACUAGACAAAUACAAUGAAUAAGUAUUUUAAGCUAGUCAAUUAUGGAAUUAACGUAUUUUACACAUGAAUGCAAGAGUUGUAACAAAGUAUUCUUACACUACUACUUAACCCAAAGUAAAAAAUAGCUGAGUACUUUCUCCACUAUUGCAUUUAGCUCAGUGUCAUGGCUAGCAUACAAUUACUUACAUAUCAAGCAGAGCAGCAUGGCUGUCAUCUCUUUUCGGCCACCUGUUGAACUGAAGUCCAAUAUAUACUGGGGUUUUAUCCCUUGUUUGUUUGCUAACUGACUCCUCUUGAGUGGUAAACUGUCAGUGUGGUUUAUUUGCUAUGUUUUUUCAAGUAUAUCCUUUCUCCGUCCUUGUUGUCUUCAAGAGAGAUAGCAUUUUUAGCUUGUAGCCUAUUUGCAGGUGUGUUCACAGUGUUAAAAAAAAAGCACCGUAUUUCUGGGGUUUGAUGGUCAUAUCUGAUGUUACACGCUGAAAGUGACUGGAAACUAAAAUAGCACCUGCUCAGCGGGCAGUGAUACAUGUCCCGACCACCAGGGGCAGCACAGUUCAGUAGUUUGUAAAAUAAAUAUUCCUUUAACAUCAUUUUGCGAUUUUUUGUUGUUGAAAAUGUAAAAUAACUUCCAUAUUAAUCAGUGUAUUGCUACCAAAAACACUUCAUGAAUGGUGUAGUAUAAAUGCAACCUAUAAUUAAUGUACACAUUCAUGGUGCUGCAUGUUACUCUAACUGUGUCACAUGACAUGGAAGCUAUUAAAAAAAACAAGAAUUUUCAAUUAAGUAAAGCAAGGUUUUCAGAUAGUUUUAAUAUAAAAUAAAAGUAAAUAAUAAUUGAUGUAGCUCAACUGUUUUUGUCCAUUAUUAUUAUUAUGAUAAUUUCAUACAAGGGCGUUCAUAACUCCUUCACGUCAAACACCACCUGAACGCAGCAAGAGAAGAACCCGCUUUGCGUCAUGACGUCAGCAGGCGUGCCUUACGCACUUCCCUGAAGUUCGGAGUGUUUACAAGUGAAUCUUCCCGCGUUGGGAUCAAAACAGCUGAUUAAGGAGAGCAGCAGGCUUCACAUGGCUGUUGCCUGAAAUCUGAGGAUGAUUAAGACGGAGAGGAUCCUGCAUCUGAAGAGCUGCCGCGGGAGGAAGGUCCGUGUGGUCCGGGAACAUUAUCUGAGAGAGAGGGUCCCCUGCUACAGCUCCCUGUGUCAGGCGGGCUGUGAGAACGAUGGCAAGGUGCUGCCAGGAGACCUGACCCACUAUGUGAUUCCUGAUGCGGGGGUGUCAGGGGACUAUCUGGAGAUCCUGGAGUUCAGAGAGCUGCAGGGCAUCAUCUUCACUCAGACCUCCUGCCAGGGGGUGCAGCACAGCAAAGGACGCAGGCAAUACAAGCGUCUGCGGAACCUGCUCAAAGACCCUCGACACGACUGCGUGCCGUUUGCCAAUGAAUUUCAGGAGUAUUCAUACUGUCCACGAGAGAAGGGGGAGAGCCAGGAGAAGUGGCAGACCAGGUGUGUGUACUCUGCAGCAGUUUGGUACUACAACCACCUGGCAGGUAUGAUGGAUGUAGUGAUGAUCACUGAGGAUCAGGAAGCCGUGGCUCAGUACAGCAGCCUCAACUCUGGGGUUUACGUCAUCUCUGUCCAGGGGACUCUGAAUGUCAGCAAGCACCGCGCACACAGUGAAGCUUCAAUCAUGACGGACGGUUUGUCCAACAAGAACACAGAUCUGAGCUGGGGCGUGUUGGUGUGUGGAGGGAAGAAUCGUAACAGGGCGGUGCAUGGCGACCAGGUUGUGGUGGAGCUGUUGCCAAAGAGCGAGUGGAGAGGGAAGGACAACACCCUGGCUGAGGGUCAGGGGGAGGAGAAGAGCGGAGAGGAAAGUGGAAGUAAACCCAUGCCCACAGGCCGUGUUAUGGGGAUCCUGCAGCGGAACUGGAGGGACUAUGUGGUGACUUUCCCCCCCAGGGAGGGGCCUCCGCCCCAGACCAGGAACACCCAGCGCAUCCUGGCGGUGCCCUGGGACCAUCGCAUCCCCAAGAUCCGCAUCAGCACCCAGCAGGCCGACGCUCUGCAGGACCACAGAGUGGUGGUGCGCAUUGACUCCUGGGAGAGCACGUCGCUCUACCCCAACGGCCACAGUGUGCGGGUGCUGGGUAAAGCUGGGGAGCUGGAGACAGAGAUCCAGACCAUCCUCAUCGAGAACUGCAUCCACGUGCCUCCAUUCUCAGACGCACAGCUGAAAGAGAUGCCCGUGAACUCUGCAGAGAAGCCGUGGAGGAUGGACCCGGCUCAGGUGGCGGAGCGACGGGACCUCCGGGAGAGUCACCUGGUGUUCAGCAUCGACCCGAAGGGCUGCGAGGACGUGGACGAUACGCUGUCUGUACGCAGCCUGGCCGGCGGGAAGCUGCUGGAGCUGGGGGUCCACAUUGCUGAUGUCACACACUUUGUGACAGAGGGCUCGCUCACCGACCUGGAGGCACGUUCAAGGGCAACCACGUACUACCUGGCCGACCGCAGGUACGACAUGCUUCCCAGUGUUCUCAGUGCAGACCUCUGCUCUCUUCUUGGCGGAGUGGACAGGUAUGCGAUGAGCGUGAUGUGGGAGCUGGAUGCAGAGACCCUCGUGGUCAACAAGGUUUGGUUCGGCCGCUCGCUCAUCCGUUCCUCCUACCAGCUGCACUACGAGCUGGCCCAGGCGCUGCUGGACGGGGAGCAGGCGGAAGUGCCGGAGCUGGCCGGGCUCGGGUCUGAGGAGAAGGAUUCUAAACUAGCCCAGCUUACCCAGGCUCUGGAGAUGCUGACACACGUAGCCAGACACCUGCGGGCGCAGAGGGACCGGGGGGGGGCGCUGGAGCUGGAAGGGGUGGAGGUGCGUGCCCAGCUGGAUAAGGACAAGAACAUCACAGCGCUGGUCCCCCGUCAGCCUCUGGAGGUCCACGAGACGGUGGCUGAGUGCAUGAUACACGCCAACCACUGGGUGGCGCGCAAGAUCCAGGAGACCUUCCCCCACCAGGCCCUGCUGAGGCGCCACCCGCCCCCCCGGCAGGAGUUCUUCAGCCAGCUGGUGGAGAGCGCCACGGCCGGGGGCUUCACCAUCGAUACCAGUACUAACAAGGCUCUGGCGGACUCUCUGGACCAGGCCGUGGACCCCCAGGACCCCAUGGUGAACAGGCUGCUGAGAAUAAUGGCCACUACAGCCAUGUCCCAGGCUGUGUACUUCUCCACUGGUCUUCAGUCCCUAGACCAGUUCUACCAUUACGGUCUGGCUCUGGACCGGUACACACACUUCACCUCACCCAUCCGUCGUUAUGCCGACAUCGUGGUGCACCGCCUUCUCACCGCUGCCAUCACUAUGGACAGGGGGGUGGACCCGGGUAAAGCGUUAGCCAGCAACAAAGAACUGGAGGAAACGGCUCAUCAUAUCAACAACAAGAACAGGGCAGCCCAGCAGGCCCAGAAGAUAUCCACAGAGCUGUUCCAGUGCCUCUACUUCAAAGAGAGAGACCCUCAGUCCGACCAGAGCUGUGUGGCGGACGCCGUCAUCUACUCCAUCAGAGACAACGGCAUCCUGGUGUUCAUCUCAGAGUACGGGGUGAAAGGCCCGGUGUACCUGAGGAACCGUGAGGGCCAGGUGGUGGCAGUGGGACCGGAGGGCAGCUGUGAGUGGCAGAGCGGCUCUGUGAGACGAUACUCAGACCACAUCUCCACCACCUCCAGCUGUGGCACCUCCACCUUCAGGCUGUUCGACCACAUCUCUGUUCGUAUUUCUGUGCGCUCCACGAACUGCCACGCUGACACCCUAACCCUGGAGGUCACCAGCAACAGACCCCUCCUCAGUGCGGGGCCCCAGCAGCCCCGCUCCCAGGGCCGCAGCCAGCUGGUGCAGGAGGUGAAGCGCCUGGCGGAGGAGGCGGCCCAGGAGAAGGCGGCCCGGAAGCCCAAAGUCUCUAAAGAGGAGAGGGAGUUCAGCCAGAGCAAGACCCCCAACCUGUACUCCCUGCUGGAGGAGAUCAGAGAGCUGGCUCUGCUCGAUCUGGAGGGGGGGGCGCAGGUCUGUGAGACCACAGCCUAGAGACGCGCAACAUUCAUUACUACUGAUAUUUCCAUAAUACAUAAUCUAGAUGAUAGAGGCCCCAAGCAGAAGAGGCUUAUUUUAUUGUAAAAUGUACUAAGCAUUCUUUGAUUCGUGGCAGCAGAUGUUUUGUUAUUUAUUAUCUGAAUUAUUUUUUACCUUUAAGUGACAAUUGCUUGAUAAUGUGGUGUGUAAAUAAGUUCUUUGAUAUUAAAUGAGAUGAGAAAUGUUCUGUUUCUGUGGACAUUCUUCUUA
Molecule: messenger RNA, 4706 nt
Organism: Gymnodraco acuticeps
Lineage: Eukaryota; Metazoa; Chordata; Actinopteri; Perciformes; Bathydraconidae
Gene: dis3l
Product: DIS3 like exosome 3'-5' exoribonuclease
Exons: 17
Coding region: 1476-4451 (991 amino acids)
Biological process (GO): rRNA catabolic process
Cellular component (GO): cytoplasmic exosome (RNase complex)
Molecular function (GO): RNA binding; 3'-5'-RNA exonuclease activity
Source: RefSeq, a predicted model, not a curated record